This is a messenger RNA of Aspergillus uvarum CBS 121591, 1803 nucleotides long. RefSeq names its product cytochrome P450. The transcript is spliced from 2 exons. The record is from RefSeq and is a predicted model, not a curated record. NCBI's taxonomy places the organism in Eukaryota, Fungi, Ascomycota, Eurotiomycetes, Eurotiales, Aspergillaceae. Bases 1 to 1803 code for a protein of 600 amino acids. Gene Ontology annotation, molecular function: oxidoreductase activity, acting on paired donors, with incorporation or reduction of molecular oxygen; heme binding; iron ion binding.
AUGGACUUCAACUCGGAUGUCGUGAUCAACGGUGUAAUUGUAGGCCUGUUGCUUCUGGCUCUACACCAGAUCUACAUCCGCCUUCUGCUACCUCGGCCAAUCCGCGAUAUCCCGCACAAUGCAGCGUCUGCCCGGAGGCUACUUGGGGAUCUUCCUGAGCUUCAGAAGGUAAUAACGCGUACGCAGGACAUCCAGUCCUGGCUUCUGCAGCAGACGCGGCAUCUGCAAUCUCCUCUGAUACAGCUGUUUCUGGACCCGCUGGGCAAGCCCAUUGUGGUCCUCAGUGAUCCACGAGAGGCCCUCGACCUACUGCUCUACCGCAGUCGGGACUUUGACCGUACACCCAUGGUGCAGGACAUCUUCUCCGGUCUGUCUCCGACCCACCAUAUCACCAUGAGUACUGGCUCCGAGUGGAAAAGACACCGCAAUCUGGUGAAGCAUCUGGUGACCACGCCCUUCCUUCAGGACACCGCUGCGCCUGCGAUUCACGUGUCUAUCCUGCGGCUGGUCGGGCUGUGGAGGAUCAAGGCGCGGGUGGCCCAGGAGUCUUCGGCAUGCUUUGCGCCCCAACAGGAUUUUCAGCGCAUGGUCCUUGAUACGCUGUUGGAGAUAUCAUUCGGACGCGACUUUCCGAAGGACGGAAUCUCAUCGCAAAUCGAGCUUCUCCGGAGCGGCAACCCCGGUGGCAGGCCGACAGUGAACAGUGGGCGGCAGGUCAUCACAUUCCCCGAGUCAAGUCCCCACGAAUUCAUCCGUGCGCACGGGGUGCUCAGUGAAGCCAUUGAGAAGAGUGGGACAUCACUGUUCCCACGACUGUCAUGGUGGAUGAUGUCCAUGCGACCCCGACUGGCCAACGCCCUCCGGGUCAAAAGCCGGGUCACGCGGGAAUGGCUCGAGACUGCAGUCUCCACAACUGUCAAUGCACACGACGGCUCGGCCGCGGAUCUGCCCGAUCAGCCGCAGUCAUCGGUGGAAUUCAUGAUUCGGCAUGAGAGGGAGCUGGCAAAGCAGGAAGCCCGGAAGCCGGAUUACCUGUCCCCAGCGAUGGAAGAUGAGCUCUACGGAUCCAUCUUCGGCGCCUCCCAUAGCACCGUGUUUACCUUAGCCUGGGGCGUCAAGCUCCUAUCGGGUCACCCUGAGGUGCAGAGCCAGCUCCGCGAAUGCCUACGCGCGGGGUUCCCCGAAGCGCUCCAGGAAGGACGCCCGCCCAGCGCCCUCGAACUAUCCACCCGAACCAUCCCCUACCUCCACGCCACCGUCGAGGAGAUGCUGCGGUUUGCUCCGACCGCGUUCAUGAUCGACCGCAUUGCUAUCCGGGACACCGAGCUCCUGGGCUACGCCAUCCCCAAGGGCACCUGCGUCUGGGCCCUCAGCAGCGGGCCGGGGUUCACCUCCCCGGCGUGGCCGAUAGCCGACGACAAGCGUAGUAGCGCUUUGUCCCGGGCGGCGAUGACAACCCCUGCCACUAAACAGAACCACACGCGGCAAUCUCCCGAUAACGAGUGGGUGGGCGAUGAUCUGGACCGAUUCGUCCCGGAGCGAUGGCUGGUCGCUCCCGCCGGUGACGACGGCCCAACGACCUUCGAUCCGAACGCGGGCCCCACCCUGGCCUUCGGGGCCGGACUGCGCGGCUGCUUUGGGCGUCCGUUGGCCCAGCUGCAGCUGCGCAUGACGCUCGCGCUGCUGGUGUGGCAUUUCGAGCUCCGGCCGUGUCCCGAGACCCUGGCGACGUACGCGGCGGUUGACGGGCUCUUUCGCCAGCCAAAGCACUGCUAUGUUGCUUUGGGGGAGCUUGGGCGGUAG